Messenger RNA from Ochotona princeps (American pika), 8581 nucleotides. RefSeq names its product filamin C (gene FLNC). Gene Ontology annotation, biological process: actin cytoskeleton organization. NCBI's taxonomy places the organism in Eukaryota, Metazoa, Chordata, Mammalia, Lagomorpha, Ochotonidae. The transcript is spliced from 48 exons. Gene Ontology annotation, molecular function: actin filament binding. Bases 322 to 8493 code for a protein of 2723 amino acids. The record is from RefSeq and is a predicted model, not a curated record.
GGCGGCAUUCCUGGGAGGCCGGCGCUCUGACGUGGAGCGGGGGGCCGCGGGCGAGCCGCUGGCGAGGGAGGUGGGGGCGGCGGCCCCGGGGGCUUCUUAAACCCCCCGGCCCGGCCUGGCCUGCACUUCGCCAGUACCGCUCUGCCCCCGGAGGGAGAGACGGAGAAAGAGGGAGAGAGAGGCCGAGCAGCCCGAGUCCUCGCCAAAGUCCCCCAUCAAGCCAGGUCGUCCGAGAACUUGGAGAGAUCCGCAGCGCCGGACAGAGCCCAGACGACACCCGCACCGCGCGCCCCGACGACAGCGCCCCGCGCAGCAGCCAGCAUGAUGAACAACAGCGGCUACGCAGACCCCGCCGGCUUCGGCCUGGGCGACGAGGCGGACGAGAUGCCGUCCACCGAGAAGGACCUAGCGGAGGACGCGCCGUGGAAAAAGAUCCAGCAGAACACUUUCACGCGCUGGUGCAACGAGCACCUCAAGUGUGUGGGCAAGCGGCUCACCGACUUGCAGCGCGACCUCAGCGACGGGCUGCGGCUCAUCGCGCUGCUGGAGGUGCUCAGCCAGAAGCGCAUGUACCGCAAGUUCCACCCGCGCCCCAAUUUCCGCCAGAUGAAGCUGGAGAACGUGUCCGUGGCCCUCGAGUUCCUGGAGCGCGAGCACAUCAAGCUCGUGUCCAUCGACAGCAAGGCCAUCGUGGAUGGAAACCUGAAGCUCAUUCUGGGGCUCAUCUGGACCUUGAUCCUGCACUACUCCAUCUCCAUGCCCAUGUGGGAGGAUGAGGACGACGAGGACGCCCGCAAGCAGACACCCAAGCAGCGCCUGCUGGGCUGGAUUCAGAACAAGGUGCCGCAGCUGCCCAUCACCAACUUCAACCGAGACUGGCAGGACGGCAAAGCCCUGGGCGCCUUAGUGGACAACUGCGCUCCUGGUCUCUGCCCGGACUGGGAGGCCUGGGACCCCAACCAGCCCGUGCAGAACGCCCGGGAAGCUAUGCAGCAGGCUGACGACUGGCUCGGAGUACCCCAGGUGAUUGCCCCUGAGGAGAUUGUGGACCCCAACGUGGAUGAGCACUCUGUCAUGACCUACCUGUCCCAGUUCCCCAAAGCCAAGCUCAAACCUGGGGCCCCUAUCCGCUCCAAGCAGCUGAACCCCAAGAAGGCCAUCGCCUAUGGGCCUGGCAUCGAGCCCCAGGGCAACACUGUACUGCAGCCCGCCCACUUCACCGUGCAAACCGUGGAUGCUGGCUUAGGCGAGGUGCUAGUCUACAUCGAGGACCCAGAGGGUCACACGGAGGAGGCCAAGGUGGUUCCCAAUAAUGACAAAGACCGCACCUAUGCUGUCUCCUAUGUGCCCAAGGUCGCUGGGUUGCACAAGGUGACUGUCCUCUUUGCUGGCCAGAACAUUGAGCGCAGCCCCUUCGAGGUAAAUGUGGCCAUGGCCCUAGGGGAUGCCAACAAGGUCUCGGCCCAUGGCCCUGGCCUGGAACCUGUGGGCAACGUGGCCAACAAGCCCACCUACUUCGACAUCUACACCGCAGGGGCGGGCACAGGUGAUGUCGCCGUGGUGAUCGUGGACCCCCAGGGCCGGCGGGACACUGUGGAAGUGGCCCUGGAGGACAAGGGCGACAGCACGUUUCGCUGCACCUACAGGCCAGUGAUGGAGGGGCCGCACACGGUGCACGUGGCCUUUGCCGGUGCACCCAUCACCCGCAGCCCUUUCCCCGUCCACGUGGCAGAAGCCUGUAAUCCUAACGCCUGCCGGGCUACUGGGCGGGGCCUGCAGCCUAAGGGUGUACGCGUGAAAGAGGUGGCAGACUUCAAGGUGUUCACCAAGGGUGCUGGCAGCGGAGAGCUCAAGGUCACAGUCAAGGGGCCAAAGGGUACAGAGGAGCCGGUCAAAGUGCGGGAGGCCGGGGACGGUGUGUUUGAGUGCGAAUACUACCCUGUGGUACCCGGAAAGUAUGUAGUGACCAUCACAUGGGGCGGCUAUGCCAUCCCCCGCAGCCCCUUUGAAGUCCAGGUGAGCCCUGAGGCAGGGAUGCAGAAGGUUCGGGCCUGGGGGCCUGGUUUGGAGACUGGCCAGGUGGGCAAGUCGGCCGACUUCGUGGUGGAGGCCAUUGGUACAGAGGUGGGGACACUGGGCUUCUCCAUUGAGGGGCCAUCACAAGCCAAGAUUGAGUGUGAUGACAAGGGGGACGGCUCCUGUGAUGUGCGGUACUGGCCCACGGAGCCCGGGGAGUACGCCGUGCAUGUCAUCUGUGACGAUGAAGACAUCCGUGACUCGCCCUUCAUCGCCCACAUCCGGCCAGCCCCACCUGACUGCUUUCCGGACAAGGUGAAGGCCUUUGGCCCUGGCCUGGAGCCCACUGGCUGCAUCGUGGAUAAGCCUGCCGAGUUCACUAUCGAUGCCCGCGCCGCUGGCAAGGGAGACCUGAAGCUUUAUGCCCAGGACGCCGACGGCUGCCCCAUUGACAUCAAGGUGAUCCCCAACGGCGACGGCACCUUCCGCUGCUCCUACGUGCCCACCAAGCCCAUCAAGCACACCAUCAUCAUCUCCUGGGGCGGCGUCAACGUGCCCAAGAGCCCCUUCCGGGUGAACGUGGGAGAGGGUAGUCACCCGGAACGGGUGAAGGUGUACGGCCCCGGUGUGGAGAAGACUGGCCUCAAGGCCAAUGAGCCCACUUACUUCACCGUGGACUGCAGCGAGGCUGGCCAAGGUGACGUGAGCAUUGGCAUCAAGUGCGCUCCCGGUGUGGUGGGCCCUGCAGAGGCUGACAUCGACUUUGAUAUCAUCAAGAACGACAAUGAUACCUUCACUGUCAAGUACACGCCCCCUGGGGCCGGCCACUACACCAUCAUGGUGCUGUUUGCCAACCAGGAGAUCCCUGCCAGCCCCUUUCACAUCAAGGUGGACCCAUCCCAUGAUGCCAGCAAGGUCAAGGCCGAGGGCCCUGGACUGAAUCGCACGGGUGUGGAAGUGGGCAAGCCCACUCACUUCACGGUGCUGACCAAGGGAGCUGGCAAGGCUAGGCUGGACGUGCACUUUGCUGGGUCAGCCAAGGGUGAGGCUGUGAAGGACUUUGAAAUCAUAGACAACCACGACUACUCCUAUACCGUCAAGUACACUGCUGUUCAGCAGGGCAACAUGGCAGUGACAGUGACCUAUGGUGGGGACCCUGUCCCCAAGAGCCCUUUUGUGGUGAACGUGGCACCUCCACUGGACCUCAGCAAAGUUAAAGUUCAAGGCCUCAACAGCAAGGUGGCUGUGGGACAGGAGCAGGCAUUCUCCGUGAACACACGCGGGGCUGGCGGUCAGGGCCAGCUGGAUGUGCGCAUGACAUCACCUUCCCGCCGACCCAUCCCCUGCAAGCUGGAGGCCGUGGGCGGUGCCGAAGCCCAGGCGGUGCGCUACAUGCCCCCUGAGGAGGGACCCUACAAGGUGGAUAUCACCUACGACGGCCACCCAGUGCCUGGCAGCCCCUUUGCUGUGGAAGGUGUCCUUCCCCCAGAUCCCUCUAAGGUCUGUGCUUACGGCCCUGGUCUCAAAGGAGGGCUGGUGGGCACCCCUGCCCCAUUCUCCAUCGACACCAAGGGCGCCGGCACAGGUGGCCUGGGGCUGACCGUGGAGGGUCCCUGCGAGGCCAAGAUCGAGUGCCAGGAUAAUGGCGACGGCUCGUGCGCCGUCAGCUACCUGCCCACAGAGCCCGGCGAGUACACCAUCAACAUUCUGUUUGCUGAGGCCCACAUCCCUGGCUCGCCUUUCAAGGCCACUGUACGGCCCGUGUUCGACCCCAGCAAGGUGCGGGCCAGUGGACCCGGCCUGGAGCGCGGCAAGGCGGGCGAGGCAGCCUCCUUCACCGUGGACUGCUCAGAGGCGGGGGACGCCGAGCUGACCAUCGAGAUCCUGUCGGACGCUGGGGUCAAGGCUGAGGUGCUGAUCCACAAUAACGCCGAUGGAACCUAUCACAUCACCUACAGCCCCGCCUUCCCUGGCACCUACACCAUCACCAUCAAGUAUGGGGGCCACCCCGUGCCCAAAUUCCCCACCCGCGUUCAUGUGCAGCCUGCCGUGGACACAAGCGGCGUCAAGGUCUCGGGGCCUGGAGUGGAGCCACACGGUGUCCUGCGGGAGGUGACCACCGAGUUCACCGUGGACGCAAGAUCCCUGACAGCCACGGGAGGCAACCACAUCACGGCACGAGUCCUCAACCCCUCGGGCGCUAAGACGGACACCUACCUGACAGACAACGGUGACGGCACCUACCGCGUGCAGUACACAGCUUAUGAGGAAGGUGUGCAUCUGGUGGAGGUCCUGUACGAUGACGUGCCCGUGCCCAGGAGCCCCUUCCGAGUGGGCGUGACAGAGGGCUGUGACCCCACCCGUGUGCGGGCCUUCGGGCCGGGUCUGGAGGGUGGCUUGGUUAACAAGGCCAACCGCUUCACGGUGGAGACCAGGGGCGCAGGCACCGGGGGCCUAGGUCUGGCCAUCGAGGGCCCCUCUGAAGCUAAGAUGUCCUGUAAGGACAACAAGGACGGGAGCUGCACUGUGGAGUACAUCCCCUUCACCCCAGGGGACUACGACGUCAACAUCACCUUUGGCGGGCGGCCCAUCCCAGGAAGCCCAUUCCGUGUCCCCGUGAAGGACGUGGUGGACCCUGGGAAGGUGAAGUGUUCAGGGCCGGGACUGGGAGCUGGUGUCCGGGCCCGGGUACCCCAGACCUUCACCGUGGACUGCAGUCAAGCUGGCCGGGCCCCCCUGCAGGUGGCGGUGCUGGGACCCACAGGUGUGGCUGAGCCUGUGGAGGUGCGUGACAAUGGGGAUGGCACCCACACUGUCCACUACACCCCUGCCACGGACGGACCCUACACGGUGGCCGUCAAGUACGCUGACCAGGAGGUACCACGCAGCCCCUUCAAGAUCAAGGUGCUGCCUGCCCACGAUGCCAGCAAGGUGCGGGCCAGCGGCCCUGGCCUCAACGCCUCUGGCAUCCCAGCCAGCCUGCCCGUGGAGUUCACCAUCGACGCCCGGGAUGCCGGGGAGGGGCUGCUCACUGUCCAGAUCCUGGACCCGGAGGGUAAGCCCAAGAAGGCCAACAUCCGGGACAACGGGGACGGCACCUACACUGUGUCCUACGUGCCGGACAUGAGCGGCCGCUACACCAUCACCAUCAAGUAUGGCGGUGAUGAGAUUCCCUACUCACCCUUCCGCAUUCACGCCCUGCCCACUGGGGAUGCCAGCAAGUGCCUUGUCACAGUGUCCAUUGGAGGCCACGGCCUGGGUGCCUGUCUGGGUCCCCGCAUCCAGAUUGGAGAGGAGACGGUGAUCACGGUGGACGCCAAGGCAGCAGGCAAGGGGAAGGUGACAUGCACGGUGUCCACCCCAGACGGGGCAGAGCUCGACGUGGACGUGGUGGAGAACCAUGAUGGUACCUUUGACAUCUACUAUACGGCGCCCGAGCCGGGCAAGUACGUCAUCACCAUCCGCUUCGGGGGCGAGCACAUCCCCAACAGCCCCUUCCACGUGCUGGCGUGUGAGCCCCUGCCGCCCGAGGAGGAACCUUCCCAGGUGCUGCCCCUGCGCCAGCCCGGCGCCCCUCCCCGGCCCGGCUCACACUGGGCCACGGAGGAGCCAGUGGUGCCUGUGGAACCCCUGGAAUCCAUGCUGAGGCCCUUCAACUUGGUCAUCCCCUUCACCGUGCAGAAAGGGGAGCUCACAGGGGAGGUGCUCAUGCCAUCCGGGAAAACAGCUCGGCCCAACAUCACCGACAACAAGGACGGCACCAUCACGGUGAGGUACGCGCCCACCGAGAAAGGCCUGCACCACAUGGGCAUCAAAUACGAUGGCAACCACAUUCCUGGGAGCCCCUUGCAGUUCUACGUGGAUGCCAUCAACAGCCGCCAUGUCAGUGCCUACGGGCCAGGUCUGAGCCACGGCACGGUCAACAAGCCAGCCACCUUCACUAUUGUCACCAAAGAUGCUGGGGAAGGGGGUCUGUCACUGGCCGUGGAAGGCCCCUCCAAGGCAGAGAUCACUUGUAAGGACAACAAGGACGGGACCUGCACCGUGUCCUACCUGCCCACAGCACCCGGGGACUACAGCAUCAUCGUACGCUUCGAUGACAAGCACAUCCCAGGCAGCCCCUUCACUGCCAAGAUCACAGGGGAUGACUCCAUGAGGACGUCCCAGCUGAAUGUGGGUACCUCCACGGAUGUGUCCCUGAAGAUCACGGAGAGCGACCUGAGCCAGCUGACUGCCAGCAUCCGGGCCCCCUCGGGCAAUGAGGAGCCCUGCCUGCUGAAGCGCCUGCCCAACCGGCACAUUGGAAUCUCCUUCACCCCCAAGGAGGUGGGGGAGCAUGUGGUGAGUGUGCGCAAGAGCGGCAAGCACGUCACCAACAGCCCCUUCAAGAUCCUGGUGGGGCCGUCGGAGAUCGGUGACGCCAGCAAGGUGCGCGUCUGGGGCAAGGGGCUCUCCGAGGGACAGACCUUCCAGGUGGCUGAGUUCGUCGUGGACACUCGGAAUGCUGGUUACGGAGGCUUGGGACUGAGUAUCGAAGGGCCCAGCAAGGUGGACAUCAACUGUGAGGACCUGGAGGAUGGCACGUGCAGAGUCACCUACUGUCCCACCGAGCCUGGCACGUACAUCAUCAACAUCAAGUUUGCUGACAAGCAUGUGCCAGGAAGCCCCUUCACAGUGAAGGUGACUGGCGAGGGCCGCAUGAAGGAGAGCAUCACGCGGCGCAGGCAGGCCCCGUCCAUUGCCACCAUCGGCAGCACCUGUGACCUCAACCUCAAGAUCCCAGGCAACUGGUUCCAGAUGGUGUCUGCCCAGGAGCGCCUGACGCGCACCUUCACACGCAGCAGCCACACAUACACUCGCACAGAGCGCACGGAGAUCAGCAAGACACGUGGUGGUGAAACAAAGCGCGAGGUGCGAGUGGAGGAGUCCACCCAGGUCGGCGGGGACCCCUUCCCCACCGUCUUCGGGGACUUCCUGGGCCGGGAGCGGCUGGGCUCCUUCGGCAGCAUCACACGGCAGCAGGAAGGUGAGGCCAGUUCUCAGGACAUGACCGCGCAAGUGACCAGCCCGUCGGGCAAGACGGAAGCUGCUGAAAUCGUCGAGGGGGAGGACAGCGCCUACAGCGUGCGCUUCGUGCCCCAGGAGAUGGGGCCCCACACGGUCACCGUCAAGUACCGUGGGCAGCAUGUGCCUGGCAGCCCCUUUCAGUUCACCGUAGGCCCCCUGGGUGAAGGUGGAGCCCACAAGGUGCGGGCCGGAGGCACAGGGCUAGAGCGAGGUGUGGCCGGUGUGCCAGCUGAGUUCAGCAUCUGGACCCGCGAGGCGGGCGCUGGGGGCUUAUCCAUCGCCGUGGAGGGCCCUAGCAAGGCGGAGAUCGCAUUUGAGGACCGCAAAGAUGGCUCCUGUGGCGUCUCCUAUGUGGUCCAGGAACCAGGUGACUACGAGGUCUCCAUCAAGUUCAACGAUGAACACAUCCCCGACAGCCCCUUCGUGGUGCCUGUGGCCUCCCUCUCGGAUGACGCUCGCCGUCUCACCGUCACCAGCCUCCAGGAAACAGGACUCAAGGUGAACCAGCCAGCAUCCUUCGCAGUGCAGCUGAAUGGUGCCCGGGGUGUGAUUGACGCCAGGGUGCAUACGCCCUCCGGGGCCGUGGAGGAGUGCUACGUGUCUGAGCUGGACAGUGACAAGCACACCAUCCGCUUCAUCCCCCAUGAGAAUGGCGUCCACUCCAUCGAUGUCAAGUUCAAUGGCGCCCACAUCCCUGGAAGUCCCUUCAAGAUCCGUGUUGGGGAGCAGAGUCAGGCCGGUGACCCAGGCCUGGUGUCAGCCUACGGUCCUGGCCUCGAGGGGGGCACCACCGGCGUGUCGUCAGAAUUCAUCGUGAACACCCUGAAUGCUGGCUCAGGAGCCUUAUCUGUGACCAUCGAUGGCCCCUCCAAGGUGCAGCUGGACUGUCGGGAGUGUCCCGAGGGCCACGUGGUCACGUACACUCCUAUGGCCCCUGGCAACUACCUCAUUGCCAUCAAGUAUGGUGGCCCCCAGCACAUCGUGGGCAGCCCCUUCAAGGCCAAGGUCACAGGUCCCCGGCUGUCUGGAGGCCACAGCCUUCACGAGACAUCCACAGUCCUGGUGGAGACCGUGACCAAGUCAUCGGCCAGCCGGGGCUCCAGCUCCAGCUCCAUCCCCAAGUUCUCCUCGGAUGCCAGCAAGGUGGUCACGCGGGGCCCUGGGCUGUCCCAGGCCUUCGUGGGCCAGAAAAACUGCUUCACCGUGGACUGCAGCAAAGCAGGCACCAACAUGAUGAUGGUGGGUGUGCACGGGCCCAAGACCCCCUGCGAGGAGGUGUAUGUGAAGCACAUGGGGAACCGGGUGUACAACGUCACCUACACUGUCAAGGAGAAAGGGGACUACAUCCUCAUUGUCAAAUGGGGCGAUGAGAGCGUGCCCGGAAGCCCCUUCAAGGUCAACGUGCCCUGAAUCCCGGAAGUGCCUCCCCCAGCCUCCGCCCCCUCCUCCGGCCAGACACACACACAUGCAUGCACACAGACACGCACGCAGACACAGA